GUUCGUAGAAGCGGGAGUGGGACGUUUCAGGGACGAAUAACCAGGACGUGCAAGAGUACUCUCACCUAAUCGUUUGGCAUCCUUCAUAUUAAGGAUACAUCACAAAAUAAAGCAGUGUCCUCAUGCUCUGAGAUUUCUAUGCACCUCCUAGACAAUAGAUGUGACAUAUGUGUCAGUGCAAAGAUUGUGUUGCCAGGGAGGUUAGUAGAGCCACUGACACGCAGCACAAUGAUGAUGUCACUGAUUCUACUGCUGGGGACACUGGGGCUCCUUGUCCAGAAAUCAUCAGCAGAUAUAAUUCUGACCCAGUCUUCUCAAUUUCAGUCUGUUAGUCCAGGAGAUACUGUCUCUAUCAGCUGUACAGCCAGUUCAAGUACUGGUAAUCAUCUCCACUGGUACCUGCAGAACGGAGAAGUUCCUAAACUCCUGGUUUAUACUGGUACAACCCGUCAGUCUGGGAUUCCAGGUCGUUUCAGUGGGAGUAGAUCUGGUAGUUCAUAUACUCAUUACACUCUGACCAUCAGUGGAGUCCAGGCUGAAGAUACAGGAGAUUACUACUGUCAGCAGGGUUACAGCUUUCCGUUCACACAGUGUUAGAGCGUCGUACAAAAAUCUCCCUCAGCUGAAGAGGAACUGCUCUGACUCAACAGCCGCAAAGCUAAUGGCGUCUCCCGUAUUCUAAAGUACUCUAAACUCCAAAUAAUAAAAAUAUGAAACUACAAUA
Salmo salar (Atlantic salmon) is the source of this 724-nucleotide messenger RNA. Lineage: Eukaryota; Metazoa; Chordata; Actinopteri; Salmoniformes; Salmonidae. The record is from RefSeq and is a predicted model, not a curated record.